AUGUUAUCUUCUGUUGUAACUGUUUGUAUUGGAAAUCCUUAUCGUUAUGAUAAAAUAAAUCAACCAUUGGCUUCAUAUUUCUAUCGUUUAAAUUCGCCAAAUGCAACAUUUAGUAAACCUGUUCUCAAUUCAUUAUACAUUCCAUUAAUUGUUAAUUUAUUUAGUCGAAGUCAAGCAGAUGAAUUGUUAUUAAUUGCUUUUGAGUUUAGUGAUAUUUUACCGCAAUUUAAUUAUAAUAGAAUCGAUUGUUCGAAAGUAUUUACAUUAUCAAUAUCACCAGCGAUGGGAAAUUAUUUUAUAUCUGAUUGGAAAACAUCAGGAACAGUGUCUUAUUAG
Molecule: messenger RNA, 336 nt
Organism: Adineta ricciae
Lineage: Eukaryota; Metazoa; Rotifera; Eurotatoria; Adinetida; Adinetidae
Source: the annotation of a GenBank genome assembly